Molecule: messenger RNA, 1517 nt
Organism: Monodelphis domestica (gray short-tailed opossum)
Lineage: Eukaryota; Metazoa; Chordata; Mammalia; Didelphimorphia; Didelphidae
Gene: TAAR9G
Product: trace amine-associated receptor 9g
Biological process (GO): G protein-coupled receptor signaling pathway
Cellular component (GO): membrane
Molecular function (GO): trace-amine receptor activity
Source: RefSeq, a predicted model, not a curated record
UUCUUGUAUAGUUUCUCAUUACUGUACACUGGUGCAAAUGAAGAAGGACUGGAAGAAGCAAUGAAUGACUUUCAUUGUGAAGGAAAUUGUCAAAUAUUCUUUAACAAAACUUGGAACUGUUAGAAUCCAGAAUAAUUCUUCCAGGAAAGUAAUGAGCAUCAAUUUGUCUCAACCAGCAGCGGUGCAGCUCUGUUAUGAGAAUGUGAAUGGAUCUUGCAUCAAAACCCCUUAUUCCCCAGGACCUAGAGCCAUCUUGUAUGCUGUGCUUGGCUUUGGGGCUGUGCUGGCAGUAUUUGGCAACUUGCUGGUCAUCACUGCCAUUCUUCACUUCAAGCAGCUGCACACACCUACAAACUUCCUCAUUGCCUCCUUGGCCUGUGCUGAUUUUUUAGUUGGGGUGACUGUGAUGCCCUUCAGUACAGUGAGGUCUGUGGAAAGCUGCUGGUAUUUUGGGGAGAGUUACUGUAAAUUUCACACGUGUUUUGAUACCUCCUUUUGCUUUGCAUCUCUCUUUCAUUUGUGUUUCAUCUCCAUUGAUAGAUAUAUUGCUGUCACUGACCCUCUGGUCUAUCCGACCAAAUUCACAGUGCCCGUUUCGGGGAUAUGUAUUGCCCUCUCCUGGUUCUUUUCAGUGACAUACAGCUUUUCUAUUUUUUACACAGGAGCCAAUGUUGAAGGGAUAGAAGACUUGGUCAUUGCACUCACCUGUGUAGGAGGUUGUCAGGCUCCACUGAAUCAGAAAUGGGUUUUACUUUGUUUUCUUUUAUUCUUUAUACCUACAGUUGCCAUGGUUGUUAUAUAUGGCAAGAUUUUUCUGGUGGCUAAAUAGCAGGCUAGAAAGAUAGAAAGUAGCAGCAGCCAAACCCAAGCUUCUGCAGAGAGCUACAAGGACCGGGUGGCCAAAAGGGAGAGAAAAGCUGCUAAAACACUUGGUAUUGCUAUGGCUGCCUUCCUUGUGUCCUGGUUGCCAUACAUUAUUGAUGCAGUAAUUGAUGCUUAUAUGAAUUUCAUAACUCCUGCUUAUGUCUAUGAGAUUUUAGUGUGGUGUGUUUAUUAUAAUUCAGCUAUGAACCCUUUGAUCUAUGCUUUCUUUUACCCUUGGUUUCGGAAAGCAAUAAAACUGAUUGUGAGCGGCAAAGUCUUAAGGAAUGAUUCUUCAACAAUGAAUUUAUUUUCUGAGGAAGCAGAUAUAGAUUAAAAAUUGGCAAUAAUAAAAAUUAAAUCUCGUGUAAAUCAAGAACAAAAUAUAAGCAAGUAUCUAAAAAUGUAAUAUCUGUCCAAAUAAAUGGAAAUUUUAUUCAACCAUUAACGGCCUUCGAACAAAUAUCUGUAUAUGUACUAAGAGUUAUAAAACUGGCUUAUGUAUAGGUGUGAUGAUACUACUGUAUACAUUCUUGCUUGCUGGUAUCUCUGGGCUCUUUCUCUUAAAUUACUAAUUCUAUCAAUCAACUGAAUUCUACCUCUCCCUCCAUUUCUUCAGGUAAUUUGAAACUUUAUUUUUUUUCUUUCAGAGACAC